GUCAGCGCCGUCCUUUGUGCCUCAAAUUUCAACCUCUGUCUGAGUCUUCCCCUCUUUGCUCUCAAAUUUCAACUUCCUUCUAUUGGCCCAAAAAACACAAAAAGCACCAAAAAACCACAACAAAAUCAUUCUCUCUUUUUCUUUCUAUUUUUUUCCUUUCCUUUUUUUCUCCCUCUUCUGAAAAUGAGUAAUGAGGAGGAUUGGGAUCUCUUUGCCAUAGUUAGAAGCUGCAAAGCUGCAAACAACACUGCACAAACUCCACAAGACACAACAAGAACUAGUAGUAAUAGCAUCAUGUCUACUUCUACAACUUGCUUGGCCACUACUACUAUCACUGCAGAACAAAAUGAUGGUCCAUUUUCUUCUAACAAUUUUGUGCAACCCAGGACCAAUGGUUUCCAAGAGUUAGAACAAUUGCUCAAUACCUUUAACCCCACCAUCACCACCACCACCACUACCACUAGUGCCCAUGGCAUCAAUUCUAAUAAUCCUCUCACUUUUCCUCAUUUCACAGCACCGCCAUCCACCCUUGGAGCCUCCACUUCUGGUUUUGAUGAUAGAUUCCACCACCACCAACAACAUCAACAAAAGCAGCAUAAUCUACUACAGGUUCAAGUUCCCCAAACUAGUACAACUACUUCUCUGACUUUAUUACCAAGCUCAGAAUCACAAUCACAAUCACAAACGCAAACACCCAGAUCAAGAAAAAGAAAAAGCCAACAGAAAAAAAUGGUAUGCCAUGUAACCGCAGAUAACCUCUCAUCAGAUUUGUGGGCAUGGCGUAAAUAUGGCCAAAAACCCAUCAAGGGUUCCCCAUAUCCAAGAAACUAUUACAGAUGCAGCAGCUGCAAGGGUUGUGUAGCAAGAAAGCAAGUAGAGCGAAGCUUAUCAGACCCCACCAUGUUUGUUGUAACUUACACCGGAGAACACAAGCACGCUAAACCGGCUCACCGGAACUCACUCGCCGGAAGUACCCGGAAACCAUCCACGCCUCGGUUAGCUGAGACCCAAGAAAAUAAUGAUACUAAGAAUCCUAAUAAUAAUAACAAAAAUAAUAGUCAUGAUGAGAAGGCUCAGAAUAGCAGCACCACAACGAAAGAGCAGAACGCUGAACCGCCGGAAAUUGAACAAGAAAUGGAUGAUUCUUCAUGUGAAGACAGUGAUGAUGAUGGUGUCUUGAUUCCCAACAGCACUGCUGCAAUGUCGGAUGCAGUGUUCUUGGGAAGCAGCUCCGCCGCUGAAACAUGGCACUGCGACGGUGGAUUUGAGAAUAGGUCCGAUCCGGACGGUCCAAGUAAUCGGAUCUAAGGUUUGUUUUGAACCGGUUUAUGAUAUAACCGGUUCAGCACCGGUUGGAAUAUCUCUGUCCGGUCCAAAAUCCUAUGAAGCAUAAUAGCUUCUUUUUUGGGUGGCUACUAAUCUACUAUUAGUCUAUUGCCAUUUGUAAACAUAAUAUCUAAACAAAAUUAGUUUGUGUAACAAAAAAAUCACUCACCAAAUUAGUUUUACUAAUUUUGUGACUAAUUUUUUUAUAUACACAUAAUAAUAUAAUUAAUAUCUAAAAUGUACACAUAUAUUAUAUUA
Messenger RNA from Arachis stenosperma, 1584 nucleotides. Its product is annotated as probable WRKY transcription factor 27. The record is from RefSeq and is a predicted model, not a curated record. The transcript is spliced from 3 exons. Gene Ontology annotation, molecular function: DNA-binding transcription factor activity; transcription cis-regulatory region binding. Gene Ontology annotation, cellular component: nucleus. The coding region runs from base 184 to 1308 and encodes 374 amino acids. Gene Ontology annotation, biological process: regulation of DNA-templated transcription. Lineage: Eukaryota; Viridiplantae; Streptophyta; Magnoliopsida; Fabales; Fabaceae.